CUGAACUCUGUACCUGUUUAAAUGAUCUUAAGUGAGCUAACAUUAGCAGAGAAAUCACUUCCUCGUAGGAUUAGCUGAGAGCAGCCUCCGAAAUGAAAGGCUACGUCCUUCUCGCUGUUCUGCUCAGCUCUGCUGUGUGUGCUGGGAACGUAACAUCUACAGUGAGAACAUCUACAGUGACCCCCUCUACCACCAUCACUAGCACUGCCGCUACAACAGGAACAUCUACACCGACCAUGUCUGCCAGCACCGCUACCACUGCCCCUACAACAGGAACAUCUACACCGACCAUCCCUACCAACACCACUACCACUGCCCCUACAACAGGAACAUCUACACCGACCAUCCCUACCAACACCACUACCACUGCCCCUACAACAGAAACAUCUACACCGGCCACCCCUGCCACCACCGCUACCACUUCCCCUACAACAGGAACAUCUACACCGACCACGUCUGCCAGCACCGCUACCACUGCCCCUACAACAGAAACAUCUACAAUCACCGUUACCUCUGCCCCUCCAACAGGAAAUACCAGUAUUACCCCCAACACCAUGACACCUACAAAUACCACAGGAACACCUGCACCUGUCAGCCCUGACAACACCACUUCCUCCACCCCUCCAGCAGCACAACCUCCCACCUGUGAAGACAAGCCAUGUGGAAACAGUGCUGCUCAGUGUAUUACUCUGUAUCAAAACUAUACCUGCCAGUGCCCGUUUCAGUUCUACUAUAACUCAUCAGCUUGUGUGGAAGGAAAAGUAUUCCCCGGACAGCUCACAGUGAAUAUAGAAUACAGCAGCGAAAUGCAAAAUGUGAACUCGCCCAAAUACAUUGAGGUGUACCAAGCCAUCGAAAAUUUUUUCCGAAAAGCUUUCUCUGGCCAAGCAGGCUAUGGACAGACAGUAAUUGAAACUCUACGUGGGCUCUCUUCAGCUAGGAAAAGGAGUACAAAUCCGACUGAAGUGAUCUUUAUGAACAUCUUUGAAGCGAAGACACCUUUAUCCAAUAAAACGGUUGAAGAGCUUAUAACAAAUGUAGCUGAUGACAUAACCGUUAAUUCCAAGUCCUAUAAGUCGCUCAGCGAAUGUGCUGUGUAUGGAUGUGAUCCGGUGACCACUACGUGCCAAGCAUUGACUGAUGGGCUACUAGUGUGUGAGUGCAAAGAAGGGGCAUUCAAGAAGAACCAGGAAGACAGAGUUUGUUCAUAUUGCCGCAGCACGUGCACCAGCAAAAACAACGAACACUGCACUUACAACAAGACGGGUUUUCCAAUUUGCAGUUGCCUUCCUGAUUUUAAAUUACAAGAGUCAAAAUGUGUGGCAUGUCCUGUUGGCUAUUCUGGAGUAGAGUGUGAGAACAAUUUCCUAUUGAUCGUUAUAAUAUUGGCUUGCGUACUUGGGGCCGCUAUCCUCAUCUUACUUUCAGUGGUCAUUUACUUAUCAGUGAGAACAACAAGGAAAUCCGAUCCAGAGAAGAAACAUUUGCUAAACUUGAACAAGCGAAAUGCAGAAGAAAUAUCCAAUGGAAGUUCUGGCAGCAACGUUGAGGCGGGGGGCAGAAUCUUCCCCAGGAUCAAAACUAAUAUGGGUCAAGCAAACCAAGGAUUUGAGGGAAGUAACCCUUACGCAGCGAACCCACCAAAUAGGAACUACCUUCCCGAGAAGGAUUACGAGUAUGAUGAUGACUAUGAAAUGUCAGCAAGAGGUGAUGGCUUCAGGUUGCAGCGCAGAUCCUGAUUUUAAGUAGCUCAAGAGACUGCAAGGCUUCAAGAGAGACAAUGGACCAGAUGGGUUCUGCAGCUUCUUCACUAAUAGGAUGAUCUCAGCUGGGUGGCAGAUAGAAACCUUUCAACACUCCCUAUCCUCCUGACAGCACCUCUUUGAAGAAGACAUCAGCCUUAAUUAACCUCUUUAAAUCAAUACCAAUAAAAAUGGUACCAAGAUGUCCUUAAGGGCAUGAAUAAGCUUCUCCAUCUUAGGUUCUGACCGCCCAGGUUUCUAAGGCAGUGGUAGAUCAAUGCAGCUCUAUCAAUCGCUAGCGCACUCAGGGUAAUGACACUUUAACCACCAUGCCACCCAUCCCUGCUCAGAGAUGUUCCAGAUCACUCGAUGAUAAAAAUGCCUAGGCUCACUGCUGCUACCGUUACUACCCCAAGCAAACCUGCAGUGGUGUUUAGCAUGCUGGGACAUUGCCAAAAGAGUGUGCAAGUUUAGUGUAAGUCAAGGCUGCUAAGAACUGCCUGUGAUUUCAUCCUCCUUUAGGUGCAUCGAUCUGCCAAAGGAACGGUCCAACCAAGGAGCUUGGAUCUUAAUUGAAACCCACAGUUGCUCCUGUGAUAAGAAUUCAAACAACCAGGAAUUAGAAUAAGUAUAGAUUCGAAAUUGCUUCCCCGUGCCUCUUGUUUGAGAGGGCUCAGUUCUGAACCUGAGCCACAUACACAUACACUUUCCUCCCCAUGCAGCAACAUGGCUAAUACCUCAACACUAUAGCUCCUGGGCAGAAGCUAUAGUUGUCUUAUGUAAUUUGUGAUCACUUUUUUUUCUCUGGAGUCAAGGAAGGCAGAAGCCUUUUUACUUUAAAUGGUUAUAACUCUGUGAAAAGCAUGCUUGACUUUUUUCUCUUUGCAUUUCUAGUUUCUCAUACAUCUUCAGUGUUUCUUUGUACCUCCAGCAAAUCUUUUUUUAAUGAUACGCAAUCUAUAAUUUGGCAUUUAAGUAGGUUUUCUAUUGACUAAGGACAGCAUUUAAAAUACUGUACAUAUAUUUAAAUAGGUUUGUUAAAUCUAAAAUAUAAUUUGAUUGAAUUGAAUGUUAUGUUUUCUGAUGCUCGUUCUUGAUAUGUGCAAACUAAACAGAUUCUGCUCAGUAAACUGUUUGAUAUAAUGCU
Molecule: messenger RNA, 2889 nt
Organism: Alligator sinensis (Chinese alligator)
Lineage: Eukaryota; Metazoa; Chordata; Crocodylia; Alligatoridae
Gene: MUC13
Product: mucin 13, cell surface associated
Exons: 20
Coding region: 93-1739 (548 amino acids)
Source: RefSeq, a predicted model, not a curated record